Messenger RNA from Acanthosepion pharaonis, 1416 nucleotides. NCBI's taxonomy places the organism in Eukaryota, Metazoa, Mollusca, Cephalopoda, Sepiida, Sepiidae. The record is from the annotation of a GenBank genome assembly.
AUGGAGCAAGAGGAAGUGGAGAUGGAGGCUCAGCGCCGAGAAGAGGCUAAGCAACGUGAGGAGGCACAACGUCAGCAGUUAUCACGGCAACAGUUACCACGGCAACAGUUACCACGGCAACAAGUGUCGCAGCAACAGUUGUCCAGACAACAGUUGCUAUCCUCCCAACUGCAUCUGUCACAGCAAGAGCAGCCAUCUCCACAACAACAGUUACCACAGCAACAGCCAUCACCAUCUCAGCAACUGUUAUCAAGGCAACAGCGUCAAGCCCCACAUCACCUGCCAAGACAGCAACACUCUUCAUCGCAUCAGCAGUUGGCACGGCAACAGCAAAUGUCACCACAGCAUCAGUUACCAAGGCAACAACCAUCACCCCAUCAAAAUUCGACUCAGCAUCAACUGUCACCGCAGCAACAGUUGUCAGGGCAACAGCUAGCAUCCCAACAACAUUUACAUAGACAACAGCCCUCACCACACUCACAGUUACCCAGACAACAGCAACAGCCUUCUCCCCACCCACAGUUAACAAGACAACAGCAACAACCCUCUCCCCUCCCACAGUUAACCAGGCAACAGCAACAGCCCUCUCCCCUCCCACAGUUAACCAGGCAACAGCAGCAGCCCUCUCCCCACCCACAGUUAACCAGGCAACAGCAGCAGCCCUCUCCCCACCCACAGUUAACCAGGCAACAGCAGCAGCCCUCUCCCCACCCACAUUUAACCAGGCAACAGCAGCAGCCCUCUCCCCACCCACAUUUAACCAGGCAACAGCAGCAGCCCUCUCCCCACCCACAGUUAACCAGGCAACAACAACAACCCUCUCCCCAAACACAGUUAUCUCGGCAGCAACAGCAGCCAUCUUCAAACCAGCAGUUGCCCCGGCAACAGCAACAACCAUCCCCUCAUCCACAGUUAACCAGGCAACAACAGCCACCCUCUCCCCAUCCACAGUUACCCAGGCAACAACACCCACCAUCUUCACUCUCAUUGAUAUCCCAGAACCAAAAUCCACAACAACAUUCACAUCUCUCACAACCACACCUAGGUACAAAUACUCGUCUGCAAUCUCAUUCGCGCCAAUCACGAAGCCAACAGUCUUCACGGCAUCAGUCAUCACGGCAACUUUUACGUCAGUCAGGGCAGCAAACUUUGCUACCAUCAACAUCAUCUUCAAUCUCAUCACUGGUGCCCCCACCAACUACAUCGUCUCCGUUUGCAUUAUCAACAAUACCACCAUCACCCCCAUCAUUUCCCUUCUCAUCAACUCCUAUCCCUCCAGCAUGGAGACCACCAACUUAUUUGCAGCCAAUGCCAGCCCAGCACUGGGACAAUAAUUACGAAUGGACAGGUCCCUUUAAAGUGUCAUCUCGCAUGACACCUUGGAUGAAGUGCACCUCAUUUCAUGGCAAAACAUGA